AACAAUAAUUAACGAUAAUUAACAAUAAUUAACGAUAAUUAACAAUAAUUGGCAAUAAUUAACAUUGAGUACCGAUGGUUAGGCCGAUUUCUAGGGUUUAUUUGAGCCGUUUGCACUUGGGAAUGACUGGGAAAAUCGACCAGAGCGGGCUGAAAACGCUGUUAAAGAGGCUGAAGAGUGAGGAUAAAUACUUAUCCGAGGGGUUAAUUCUAGACUCCAACGACGGAUUUGUCUCCGUCAUCAAGUGCGAUCCUCCCUCUGGAUACAUCACCACCCAUACCUUUGUCUUCGUCGAACAAUCCGUCAAACCACUCAAACAAUUACAUCUACUCCUCAUACCCAACAAUUCUAACACUGUAAACUCCACAAAUAACUAUGUCAUCUCCACAAAUUAUAACACUGUAAACUCUGUCAACACUGUAAACUCUGUCAAUAAUAACACAGUAAACUCUGUAAAUAAUAGCACAGUGAGCGGUGUAAAAAAUAUGUUAGGCUGUGAUGAGAAGUUGAUGGAGGAAUUGGUGAAUUCUGGACAUUACUACGGGCCGUUCUACAUCACACAACUCAACCAAACCACCAAUCACACCCUCAAUCCCAUCUUCCCACCUCCUACCAACACUUCUAAUCCUAACACUCCAAAUGGUGUAAACCCUAUAAACAAUGUGGAAAAUGUGGAAGAUGUGGUGGAGGUUGCGAGGACUGAUUAUGGUUUCUAUAAGCCGGAGCCUCACAUUUUAACGGAGGAGGUUGAGUUUUUCUACUUAUACGACGAGAACGGGAAUAACAUAAUCACAGAGUGCAGUGGCAGAGGCUACAGCUUCUUCGAACAGCUCUUCAAUUCGUAUCUUAAACGGCUACUGGAAGUUCCCAGGAUUUUCUACUACGGGAAUAAACACAUCAUCGGCGAUCUUAACUUUCUAAUAUCCUCACUCGAACCCAGAAAUAAACCAGGCUACAUCAGCCCCAAUACUGAGAUAUACUUUGGCGUGGACCCGUUUGAGUGUUUUGAUGGAGUGGUGGUGAGUCCGUUGGGUGACACGUUACCGGAGACUUACAGUUACGACCUGUUGAAGGAAUAUGUCAGGCCUUACUUCAACUUGAACCCGUUCAAACUAUUCAGGCUCGGUGAUAAUUUUACCUUUUCAGGCGUACAGUUUAGGAUCACAGACACUUUUAAACACUCCAAACUACUGCCCAAAUGCCCCAAAUACGCCAGAAUUAACCAGAAUACUAAGAUUACUAUUGGAGAAUGUGUUGUGCCGAAGGUGAUGGACUUAUUGCCUGCGGAGCAGGUUAACAUUUUACGACUCAGUGCACCCUGCUAUAGAGAAAAACUACUCUCACAAUUCGCCGAUAAUCUCGAUCCCAUCUCACUCGAACGUAUCCAAUCAAUCAAUCUCAAUAAUAACUCACUCAGCGGUGACACAAGUGACACAGUUGUCCGACUGGAUAGUCUUAGCGGUGACGGCGGUAGCGUUAGCACCACUCCCAAUCACUCCUCACACACUACUUCUAACACUACUAUUAAGCCUGUGACUACUGUUAACAGUGUGAAUAUUGAGACUACAAUUAACGGUGUGAGCAGAUUGAUGAGUGAGUCUGAGGUGUGUAGUGUGUGUUAUGAGUUGUUGUUAUCGAGUGAGAAUAACACGAUGGGUCUCCUGUGCGGCCACGUCUUCCACAAAAACUGCGUCUUCCGAUGGCUCAGAAAUAAGAAUUCUUGCCCUUACUGCAGGACACCCAUCAACACACAUUUCCCACAUUAUCCACCAAGUAUACAGAGUACCCAGGGUAAUAGUACACAGAGUAGAAAUGUUGUGGAGAGUACUAAUGUUGUGGAGGGUAUGGAUAUUGUGGAGAGUACGGAUUAUGACACGUCGGGAACGAUAACGAGGGUAGAUACGAGUGAUUCGGACGAGGUGGUUGAUGUAUUUUCAGCUACUGUGGCUGGUGAUCCGACUCACGUAGCGCAAGUCACCAGAGAUCCCAGAGGCAGACUCCGUUUCACACUUUCCCCCACUGAUCCUAACACUACUCCUACUCCCGACACAUACACCGACAAUACACAUUUCAACCACUGUAACACUUUUGACAAUGUUGAUAUAGUUGACAGAGUUGACAGAGUAGAUAGAGUUGACAGUGUUGGUUCAACGGUUGAUAGUGUUGGUGAGGAAUCGAGUGUAAUGGAUGAUAACAUGACAGUUACAACUUAUAGCAGCAGAGCCCAUUCCAUACAGUCUAAUAAUACUACCGAUUCUCCUAACACUAUGGAAUGCGCUAAUACUACAGAAUGUGCUAAUGCUGUAGAUUAUAGUAAUACUAAUACUAUGGAAUGUGCUAAUACUAUGGAAUUUGGUAAUACUACAUAUUCUGCUAAUGCUGUAUAUUAUAGUAAUACUACGGAUUCUCCUAUUACUGUAAAUACUGCUAAUACUGUAAAUACUGCUAAUACUGUAAAUACUGGUAAUACCGUAAAAUCUGGUAAUACUAUGGAAUUUGUUAAUACUAUGGAAUUUGGUAAUACUGUAAAUACUGCUAACACUGUAAAUGCUCCUUAUACUAUGGAAUUUGCUAAUACUAUGGAGUCUAAUAAUACUCUAAAUACUGCUAAUACUAUGGAAUUUGCUAAUACUAUACAGUGUAAUACUACUACAGAUAACGCUACUACUGCUAAAAGUGUACAGUCUAAUAACAGUGUAAACACUGUUAGUGCUGUAGAGUUAAAUAAUGUGGCUGGAUCUAGAGGUUAUGUGUCUGGAUCUAGAGGUUAUGUGUCUGGAUCUAGAGGUGAUGUGUCUGGAGAUUCAGAUUCCGAGACUGAACCUGUCACCGUAACGGAUCGUGGUCCGGUAAAUAUACCCGACCCAGGUAUGGAGGAUUUAAUGGAAGUGAUUGCCGAGAUCAAUAAGCGCAUGAAAAGGGGUGAAUUUGGAGUAACAAAGCCACCCAAAGAAGCAUUCACACUCUAUCAAAAAUAUCUCAAGGCCCAAUACCUCACACAUAAAUACAUGAAAUAAUAUUAUACCACUCUCUUAA
Theileria parva strain Muguga is the source of this 3036-nucleotide messenger RNA. RefSeq names its product Ring finger domain protein. Bases 75 to 3017 code for a protein of 980 amino acids. Gene Ontology annotation, cellular component: endoplasmic reticulum. The record is from RefSeq and is a predicted model, not a curated record. NCBI's taxonomy places the organism in Eukaryota, Apicomplexa, Aconoidasida, Piroplasmida, Theileriidae. Gene Ontology annotation, molecular function: ubiquitin-protein transferase activity. The transcript has 3 exons. Gene Ontology annotation, biological process: protein ubiquitination.